Messenger RNA from Adineta steineri, 2589 nucleotides. The record is from the annotation of a GenBank genome assembly. NCBI's taxonomy places the organism in Eukaryota, Metazoa, Rotifera, Eurotatoria, Adinetida, Adinetidae.
AUGAGCGGAUCAGAAUCCAAUUUAAGAGCUUCUUUAUCAUCAAACACGUUUAUGAAUAACAACAACACGACCAUAACACCAUCGGAUGCUAUUCAACCAAGGCGACGAAUGGUUCGGUAUUAUUCACUUCUCUGUUCAGAUGAAUGUAUGGAUGAGCCGAAUCAAGAAUAUCAAAGCAUUUUGACACAAUUAAAAACUAUUGCUGACAAUGUCGAUAUCUUUAAGCAGCGAGACGAAUGUAUCGACCUUCUUACAGAUGCUGAAGAAAACAUUAAGUCUUUUCUCGUUUUGGAAAACACUAUGGCUCAACAAAUAAUGCCAGUCGUGAAUGACAUACCUCAAUUGCAUAGUGUUUAUAUCUUCAGUAGCAGUAAAUCCCAACAUGAAGAAUGGACAACAAAAUGGCCAAAAAUCAGGAGCGUUCAUACCAAUAUUGAUGAUUUAUGCAAAGUAUUACAACUGCAUAUUAAGAAAUGCAAUCAAGAUUCGAUUGCCAUGAGUUUUAUCACGGCAAAUGAAAUGAUUUCAACUGAUAAUUUAAAUCAAUUAGAACCAACAUUUAUGUAUACUCGAAUAUUCAAGGAAAUUCUCCUUGAUAUGAAAUACGAUAAAAAGAUCGUCAAACAGUUUACAACUUAUUGUCGACAACAUGGCUUCGGAUCAGCAAAGAAUGUUGAUCAAUUUGAAAACGAAUACUAUACUCAAUCAGCUAUUUGGUGGUAUACUUCUCCCUCAUUUAUCUAUUCUAUGCUGAAUUACGCUCUUCGCUCUAUGGAAAGCGAUAUCAUUAUUAACAUGGGCUUUUUCAUGCAUGACCUUCACCAGCAAAUUCAACAACUACACCAACAACAACUUAGUAGUUAUCACGAUAAACCAUUCAUCGUUUACCGGGGACAAGGUCUAUCCAAAGCAAAUUUUGAAAAACUGCAACAAACAAAAGCUGGUUUAAUGUCCUUUAAUAACUUUUUAUCCACUAGUACGGAGGAAGACAUCUCCCUGUUAUUUGCCCAGAGCGCGUCAGAUAAUGUGGACAUGGUCGGCAUUCUUUUCAAGAUGUUAAUUGAUCCACGUGUUAAAUCAGUGCCAUUUACCUCCAUCAAACAGACGAGUUAUUAUAACGAGGAAGAUGAAAUUCUCUUCUCCAUGCAUACCGUUUUUCGAGUGGGUGCAAUUAAACAAAUGGAUAAUAAAAAUCAACUUUAUCAAGUUGAAUUACAAUUAACGUCAGAUGAUGAUCAACAACUACAAUUGCUUACUGAGAGAAUACGAGAAGAAGGUGGCGGUGGUACUGGAUGGUACGCACUGGGUAACUUAUUGCUUAAAAUCGGUCAAUUUAAUAAAGCUGAAGAACUUUAUAACGAAUUAUUCGACCUGACACCUGAUGAGGGUGAAAAGCAGUACUAUUAUAAUCAGCUGGGAUAUAUCAAAAGUGUACAGGGUGAUUAUGAAAAGGCUAUUUGGUAUCACGAACAAGGACUACAAAUUUUGCAAAAAAAAUUUCCCUCUAAUCAUCCUGAGUUGGCUACUACAUACAACAACAUCGGUACUGACUAUCAAAAAAUGGGAGAGUACUCGAAAGCACUUUUAUCUCACGAAAAAGCACUUGAAAUUCAACAGAAAGCUUUUCCUUCAACUCAUCCUUCAUUGGCUACUUCAUACAACAACAUCGGUAAUGUGUAUGAAUACAUAGGAGAGUACUCGAAAGCACUAUCAUUUUUCGAAAGCGCACUUGAAAUGUUGAAAAAAACUCUUCCUACAAAUCAUCCUUUACUGGCCGCGUCAUACAAUAAUAUUGGUGCUGUGUAUUAUAAGAUGGGAGAAUACUCGAAAACGAUGUCAUUUUAUGAAAAAGCACUUGAAAUUUGGCAAAAAACUCUUCCUUCAAAUCAUCCUUAUUUCCCUUAUUUAUACAACAACAACGGUAGUGUGUAUCUCAACAUGGGAGAGUACUCGAAAGCACUUUCAUCUCUCGAAAAAGCGCUUGAAAUUCGAGAAAAAAUUCUUCCUUCAAAUCAUCCUGAUUUUGCCUACUCAUACAACAACAUCGGUUCGGUGUAUGACGAGAUGGGAGAGUACUCGAAAGCACUUUCAUCUCACGAAAAAGCACUUGAAAUCUUUCAAAAAACUCUUCCUUCGAAUCAUCCUUCAUUGGCUACUUCAUACAACAACAUCGGUUUGGUAUAUAGCAACAAAAGAGAGUACUUGAAUGCACUUUCAUAUUACGAAAAAGCACUUGAAAUUCGAGAAAAAACUCUUCCUUCAAAUCAUCCUGAUUUGGCUAUUUCAUACAGUAACAUCGGUGGUGUGUAUGACAAGAUGGAAGAGUACUCGAAAGCACUUUCAUUUUAUAAAAAAGCACUUGAAAUUUUGCAAAAAAUUCUUCCUUCAGAUCAUCCUGACUUGGCUAGUUCCUACCACAGCAUCGCUAAUGUAUAUUACAAUAUGAAAGACUGUUCGAAAUCACUGACAUAUUUAGAACGUACUCUAGACAUACUACAACGUGUAUUGCCUCCAACUGAUCUUCAUGUAGAAACUGUGAGAAAGAAUGUUGAAACUGUAAAAGAAGAAAUUAUAAAGAAUAUUGAAUAA